Messenger RNA from Nezara viridula (southern green stink bug), 6617 nucleotides. NCBI's taxonomy places the organism in Eukaryota, Metazoa, Arthropoda, Insecta, Hemiptera, Pentatomidae. The record is from the annotation of a GenBank genome assembly.
UUAAAAAAGUAACAAAUAGAAGAAGAAAUCAAAGUGAGAAUAGUUACAUAUAACAGGUACUAUUGAUGACUUAAAAAAAGUUCAGAACAAGGAUUUAACAAUUAAGCCUGAAGGUACAAAUGUACUAGACAAUCCUUAGGCCUGUGGUCUUAUACAGAAUUGAAAAAUAAAUCCUAACCAGAAAAAAUGAGUGACUGUUGAACAAGAGGUAAACAAAGAUUUUGCACAGGAUAUAUAACCUAACACCAGAAACAGAUUAGAGGUCAGUAGGAAGAAAUUAGGAAUUAAUGUACUUAUCUGGACCUUAUCUCCACCUUUAGGAAAGGAAGGUUAAGGUAGAUAAGUCAUGAGCACAGAAUGAAGAAAAAUAGAACCUCCAAGAUGAUUAUGGUGGGAUAUUCAGGCUGAAACAGAAAGAGAAGAAGGGCAAAGUGGUGGCAGAAAAAUAUGAAGUUGGACCUGAGAGGAUGCUUGGAGUUGAAAGUUGGAAGAGGGUGGUCAAGGCCAUGAUGGAGUUGAGAAGGAUUGUGGAGGAGGCAAGGGUUCUUCAUACCACCAUCAGGGAUAAGAUAGCAAUCCUUAUGAUUAUGAAUUAAGUAAAUUUCUUUUUAAAUUCAGAUAAAGCAGAAAUAAAUGUGGGUUUAUGGAGUGAAGAAUAAGUUUUUUUCUAAAUUAGAUAAUUGUAAAAGCUAAAAAUAAAAAUAACAUUAGAAAAUUGUCCUGCAGACAAGAAAACACCACAACAUGAUCUAAAUAAUCAGUAAGUAUGUUAUAAUAUAUUAGGAUCUUAAUAAAAUAAUGGACAAGCUUCAAAUAAUAUUUACUUAAACCUGAACAGGAUCAAAAAAGAAUAAAAAAGUAGAAGUAAAAUUUCUCAAGCAUUAAUUCCGAUAUUUGAGAAAAUGUAUAAAAAAUCAGAGUAGGCUAUAUAUGAAUUGUUAAAAUGGACCAAUUUCUGCCUACUUUCAGCUAUUGAGACUAACUAAUGGAGGGAUGGCUUUGACUAUUUUAAAAAUAAACAUAUACGUCCAACUUCAUAUUGUUCUGGUUUCUUUUGUGCAGCUCAACUCAAAUUUCAAAGUUUUGAACAGAGAAUUUUUUUCCCAAAGUACAGAAAUAUUAUAUUAUUGUUUCCAAGGUAACCCCUUCAUUUUUUUUUUUUUUUUUGCUAUAUUUAUCAUUAAACAUAUGUUUGUUUUGUUGUGUUUUUGUAACCUAUGUUCAGACUUAUUAUUGAAAAUAUAAUGUUGGAUAUUUUAUUCUAAAUCAAUUGGAAAAGAAUACAUAACUUUUACAAUAAAUGGACUACUCAGAAGAUCAAGAGGAGAUUAUUACCUUUGAAAGAAAGGAAUUACAAGAAAAAGAUUAUUAUCAAGGGGAGAGCAUUUCUGCAGACAGAACAGUAGAAGAUGAAGGUAAAUUAUAUCUAAUUAUUGGUUGUCUUGACAUAAGUACAAUGUUGGAAGUAGUGCUAAAAGAGGAAGAAGGAUCAUUUAUACCAAACUAUAAAACUAGUGAAGAUUUAAAAAUAGUAGACACAGGAUUUUCAACACAAACAGAGAUUGGAUCACUACCUCACAAUACUUGUGAGAAUAUAAAUACAAUACAGAAGAUAGAAAAGAUAUUCCAAUGUAGGAUUUGUGAUCAUAGUACCAAACGUUCAUCAGACAUGUCGCGACAUAUCAAGGAAGUUCACUUAAAAUAUAGACCAUACCGUUGUGGAAUAUGUGGGUAUCGAACAUAUAGGACUUACACUUUGAGAGUCCAUAUGCAAACAGUACACAGAGUAAUAAAAAGCCAUUGUCGUCACAUUAAAAAUAGCCCAACUGGUGUUUUGGAAGUGCCUCAGAAGUUGAAUAAUCAGCAAGCAUCAAAACAUGUUUUCACAUAUUCUAAUGGGAUGAAUAAUUUUUAUAAUUGUGUAAUGAAGGUAAACAAGAUAGAUAAAACUUUCUUUUGCUCAUUUUGUCACCUAAGAACCAAAUGGGCAGGCAGCCUCCGCAAUCACAUAUUUGCAGUUCACAUGAAGGAGAAACCCCAUAACUGUCCGAUAUGUAAAUACAAAUCCGCUGCACGUUACAGUAUAAUGAGACACAUCAAGGCAGUACAUAUGAAGGACAAGCCUCACUUGUGUCCUGUAUGUCCUUACAAGUCAACAAGGAGUGAUACUUUGAAGGUCCAUAUGAAAAGGCUUCAUCCGGAAAAUAGUCUCACAAGAAGUAGCUAAUAGCUUCAUAAGCGAGACAAAUGUUCUUGCAACUAAGGGACGACUCCUAUUAGAAAAAUCAGUUAUUUUAUACCUAACACAAAGUAUGAUGAUUUUUUAUGUCAGUGGAAUAGCACAAACCUAGUAUGAACAGUAGCAGAAACAAAUAUAGGGCUUUCUGGAAUGAAAACAAAAUGAUAAUAAAUAUAUUUAUUUAUUAUUGGUGAUUUAAUUUAUGAUUUAAAACAUUUUUUCAUAUUUGUACAAUUUUCAUUAAAAAAUUAUAAGCUCUUAAGGUGAAACUUUGUUUUUUUAAAGCAAUAAUCGAAAUAUUUUAUCAUUAUUUAUUAUUCAAGAUAAUUUAACAAUCUGUUGGAACAUCACUUAAUCUAGGCUUAAAUAUAUAGAUAACCUGCCAAUACUUUCAAUGCAAAACUGUUUUUGUUUUAUGUUUCAUCCGUUUACACAGUUUCGGCAAAGUUACUUUUAGCUUACAAAAAAUGUGGGCUAGAAACGUUUCGUUUUAUUUCAAAUGGAACCUGACCUAGCUUAGAUUUAUAGUAAGCUAUUAUUAUUUUUUUUUUAAGUUACACACUUCUGACUAUUUGGCCAUUUGAAAGACCUUUUUCUUUAAUUAAUAUUCCUCUAUUAAUAUUUUAUAAUCAAAACCAGAUUUCAUCAAUAGUGUGACAUGUCUAUUUUUCUUAAAAUCUAUUUUAUGUCCAUUUUUCCUUAACACAAUUUUGACUGCAAUCUAAAAAUAAUUUUUUGGAGUUCUUAUUUUUUCUGUUUACAUCUUAUGAAAUUUGAUCUUUAGACUUUAGGAUAAAAUUCUUUUCUUCUUUUAUGGCAUUACGGACAGUCCACUGGAGCCGUCUAAACUCAAUUAUUCUUAUAAUAUUAGGUUCUUGUACAUUUCCCAUAACUCUGCAAUGGUUCAGACCAUCUAUGAUCCAUUAUUAAGCAAGGCAUUCAAUAUUUUCCUUUAUGAUAUUCUAUUUCUCCCUCCUUGUUGUCUUUCACAUUGAGGGCAUUUUAUGCCAGUCACUUUCCUUUGCUAGCAUUCUCAUAUCUCACUGCUCAACCCUUCUCUCUUCCUUUUUUGAUAUUUUUAUUUCUCAAUAUUUAUUGGUGCACCUCUUGGUCUCUCUUCUGUAAGUUUUGACUCAAGUAGUUUCAUGGAUUUUUUUUCUUGGUUCAUAACACUACCAAACCAUAAGAGCAUUUACCUUUCUAAGGCUUCCAACAUUUGUAGUUUCUUGACAUCUUCCGGGACAUAAUCACCACGUUCUGUGAGUACAAGCCUUUAGGCCUUUAAAAUUUUCACUUUCUCUCAAUGGAAGUCAAUUGCCACAAGGUUACACAAUUUUUUAUGACAAUUGAUCUAUACUAAGACUGAAAUAAAUUUUUGAAGUGAUAAUAGAUGUGGGAAAUUCUCUAUGGUUGAGUGGCGAAAAAAAUAACAUUUAUAAUUCUCCUUUUUUAAUAAUUAUUUUGGUUUAUACAGAACAACAGAUUUUUUUUUAAUCUAACACUCAUUAUUUCCAUAAAUUUGAAAUUAAAAGUAGAGGCUUCCUGAUUCUUGAAGUUCUCUUGUUGCAUUUUUUAUUUUUCACAUGGUUUUGGUUAUUUCAAUGAUUUAAUUAUCUAUGACCUCUUUGCUUAAAUUGAAAUAGAAAUUACUGAAGACAGAAAAAAAAACCUCAAUGUAGCAAAUAAUUUAAAUAAUAAUUAAAAAAAAAACAGUAUUUUGUUUUAUUUUUAAAACAUUUGAAUGUUUUUUAUUUUAUUUUAGAAAUAGUGUACAAAUUUAUUUAAAUUUGGUUUGCAUAAAAAAUUAUAUUUCAAACAAUGCGGGUAUUAAGAUAAAGUAUUAGAUUCACCUUCUAAAAUACCACCUCUUGAUCUAAUAAGUUCAGAAACAUAAGUGUGUCCACAUAUUUUUGCCAAUGUCAAAGGAGUUUGAUUAAGUGCUGUCUUAGCAUUAAUAGAUGCGUGAUUUUCCAACAGAAACUUGACAACCUUUUUUCUCCCCCAAAAAGCAGCUUCAUGAAGUGGAGUAUAUUUACUCUCAUCAGCUAUGCAGUCAACCUGACCACCAUUACAUGCAAGCAGUAUUUUUACGAUAUCAACAUGGCCUCCUGAACAUGCCAUAUGGAGCGGCAGUUGACCAGAACUGUCUUUAGAUAAUGGAUCUACUUUUUGUUUCUCUAACAGCUGUUGCAGAAACUUAGUCAUGCCCUUGUGUGCUGCAUGAUGAAGGAGUGUUGCUCCUUCUGAGUCCAAAAUGGAGAAGUCUGCUCCUUUGUAUAACAAAUGACAGGCGAUUUCUUGAUUUCCUCCUUUCACUGCCUUAACAGAAUAAUUUUUAAUAUAAAUUUGAUUAUAUUUAUUGAUUUUUAUUUAUUGUUAAUGGAUAAACAACUAGGUUAAUCAUGAGGAAUUAAUUGAAAAAAAAUAAUACUUAUACCUAUGUAUUCUAAAACAUCCCGAAGUUAGUUACAUGUUUUAUGAUUUAUUUAAAUUGAUACUAAGAAAAUUCAACUAAGAAAUCAUAAAAAUAUAUUAAUUCGUCAAGAGAUAUUUUAAACAAAUAUCAUCUUUUCACACAAAAACACACAUACAGGUUGAAUCUUUAUCAAAACUAUGGUUUUGUAAAAAAAAAAAAAAAAAAAAAAAUUGUGAUUCAAACUUAGAAAUCACUGUAUGCCACCAUUCAUUCUUAGAAAUUCAGAAAUAGCUGCAAGACCAUUAUAAUGUGAGAAGUUCAAAGGGGUCUCUCCAUAUUUAGUAACAGGAUUUAUAUCAACACCAGCCUCCAGUAAACAGUAUAUUACUGGUAAGUUAUUCCAAAAGGCUGCUUCAUGUAGAGGAGUCCAGUGGAUUUCAUCCUAGGAACUAGGAUUGGCUCCGAAUCUCAAUAGUAACUUGACAACUGAUAAAUGACCUUCAUGGCAGGCCAAGUGUAAUGGUGUUUUACCACAGUCAUCUUCCCAAUCAAUCAUAUUUAAAUGUCCUAAAUCUUUGUUAGUUAAUAUUUGAUCAAUAAUACUGGUCAUUCCGUUCUUAGCAGCCCAAUGGAGAAGAGACAUAUUAGUGUCAUCCCUUCCGACUGUGGCUGCUCCAAAUGAGAUAAGAUAAUCAGCUACAAGCCCUUCAUUUCCUUGCACGGCCUUUAAAUAGGAAAACAAUGUUAAUUUAAUUUUAACUUUGUUAAUAGGUAAUGUUUGAUAAUAGAUAUUAGCUACAGUAUCUUAAAUAUUUUUAUAUUUUACAAAAGCAAUAAAAUAAAUUCACAAAUAAGUGACUUAAUUAAUAAUUGAAAUUUUGGACAAUAGAAACAAAAAUUAUACAUCAAUAACAUUAUAUUUGCUGAUAAUCAAAUUAUCCUAAACCAAGACAGAGAGAACAUUAAUUACAUGUUAGAAAUACUUGUAAAAUUAAAUUAAUAAAGGAGAUUUAAUGUAAACUACAUAAAAACAGGAGCUCUUAAGGAUUCCUACAGAAGAGGUUAAAAUUGAACACGAUAUUUAAGCAGUGUAAAAGCUAAGUAUAUAGAGUCCUUCAUCUUCAUGAAGCUACUUCCACUACUGAUUAGUAAAAAGAAUAAGCGUUGUAGAAAUGAGGAAUGAAUAUAAAUAAGAAUGAAGAAGAAAUCCUCAUUUUUAAUUCUAGGUUCAUGAUAAUGGUUCUGCUAUUGGUGGGGGGAACUAGUUCAGCGAGUGGGCCUCAUGGUCCUUUUUGUCCCUGAUGGCUGCCUCCAUGAGGUUGUGGCCGCCUACGCAUCAGAUUGGGAGCGUUUAAGAUUCAGUUUGUGAGCCCAGAGAGAAAUAAAUAUUAACUGUUCGAGAUGAGAAUUGAUCCAGGCACUUUCGGAACCAGGCACUCUAGGACCCACGCAUCAACGUGCCUUGCUUCAUACUAAUAAAUCACAUACUUCCCAAUACAAAAAAAUUUGAUCUAUAAAUCUUUGAAACUGUCAAUAAAUAUAUUUCUAUUAAUACUAGAAACUGUGAAUGAGAGUUAGUAGCUAAAAUGGAGUUAUAUAGAAUUAUAGCUAUAUUUUCAGAUAGAAAAUGAUUCGAGAACCAAUAGAGAAGAACAAUAACAUCCUCACAGGAGAAAAAAGGUUAGUGUGGUUUGAUAAUCUUAAAAAAAGUGUUGUCUGAAAUCCUACCUAGGUUCAUCAUGGCAUGGUCAACGGAUGAAAGAAGUAUAUAAGGAAGAUAAAGAAAAAGCUGAGAAAGUAAAGUGGUAAAAGUUUUGGUAGGAGGUAGCAUCAGAAUGAAUACAUUUUGAAUAGAGAGAGAUAGAGAAAAAAUAUGAAAUAUAUUUAACGAUAUUAAAUAUCAAGGAAACCAUUGACCAGUAAAUAUUAAACUAAAAUAUAUAUAUAUAUCUUUUUCUCAUA